This is a messenger RNA of Trichoderma aggressivum f. europaeum, 6939 nucleotides long. RefSeq lists its product as uncharacterized. The record is from RefSeq and is a predicted model, not a curated record. The coding region runs from base 1 to 6939 and encodes 2312 amino acids. Gene Ontology annotation, molecular function: 3-oxoacyl-[acyl-carrier-protein] synthase activity; phosphopantetheine binding; fatty acid synthase activity. Gene Ontology annotation, biological process: fatty acid biosynthetic process; secondary metabolite biosynthetic process. The transcript is spliced from 11 exons. NCBI's taxonomy places the organism in Eukaryota, Fungi, Ascomycota, Sordariomycetes, Hypocreales, Hypocreaceae.
AUGGGAUCCCAAAAUCUGGAGCCGAUCGCAAUCGUGGGAAAGCGCUUGUCGGUUCCCUGGAGGCGUUUAUUCUCCUUCGGCUCUGUGGAAAUUGCUGGAAGACCCAAAAGAUAUGGAAAACACCACGGCGCCACCAAUGUUAGGAAAUCCUAUCUCCUACAGGAAGACCUGCGCCUGUUCGACACUGCCUUUUUCAACAUCAGACCCAAUGAGGGGGAUUCGAUGGAUCCACAACAGCGGAUCCUCUUGGAGACUGUCUACGACGCCCUCGAGGCUGGCGGUCACACCGUGGGGGGCCUCCGGGGCUCCGACACGGCGGUAUUUAUCGGCACAAUGGGCGUCGACUAUAACGAUACCGGUAUACGCGACUUGAACACUGUCCCAACUUACUUUGCCACUGGAGUCAACCGUGCUAUUAUCUCCAACCGUGUGUCAUACUUCUUUGACUGGCAUGGCCCUAGUAUGACUAUUGACACGGCUUGCUCAUCGAGUCUCAUCGCCGUGCACCAGUCUGUAAAAGCCCUUCGCACAGGCGAGUCGCAUGUCGCCCUUGCGUAUGGUACACAAGUGAUCCUCAAUCCUGAAAUGUAUGUGAUUGAAAGCAAGUUGAAGAUGCUUUCUCCAACUGGGCGUUCGCGCAUGUGGGACGCCGACGCCGACGGUUAUGCUCGUGGAGAGGGUAUGGCGGCCAUUGUUUUGAAGCGCCUUAGCGAUGCGAUUGCAGAUGGCGAUCACAUUGAAUGUCUCAUCCGGCACACUGGGUCUAACCAAGAUGGCUAUUCCAAUGGCAUUACAGUACCCAGCACCGAAGCUCAAGCAGCACUGAUUCGGCAAACCUAUGCCCAGGCCGGGUUGAACCCGGAGCGGCGUGCUGAAGACAGGCCGCAGUUCUUCGAGGCUCACGGCACGGGCACCAAGGCCGGAGAUCCAAAGGAGGCUGCUGCUAUAUAUCAGUUUUUUGGUCGUUAUAAAAGCGCAGGCGGUACGCCCCUGUAUGUAGGCUCCAUCAAGACAGUGAUAGGGCAUCUCGAAGGCUCAGCUGGUCUCGCAGGACUCCUGAAGGCCUCUGGGAGCAUUCAGAACGGCAUGAUUGCCCCCAACCUCUUGUUUCAGCACUUUAAUCCGGACAUUGAGCCUUUCUACAAGGGACUCCAAGUCCUAACAGAGGUCGUCCCGUGGCCACAACUCCCGGCAGGUGUCCCGCGACGCGCCAGUGUCAACAGCUUUGGUUUCGGUGGAAGCAAUGCCCAUGCUAUCCUUGAGGAAUACCGGGGCCCGUCAGGCCAAAGUGAAGCUGCGUGCAACGGCAAAUUAUCUCAGGACAGAACAGGAGAGGUCAACGCCAAGGACCUUGCCUGGACGCUGCAGUCUCGCAGGAGCCAGUUUCCAACUGAACUGGCCUUGUCGGCGUUGAACAUCGAGGAAUUUGUGUCCAAAAUCGACGCAAAGCUUGCCCCGUUGGCUCAAAAUCCCAACAUAGCCAUUAGAACCAAGGCGAGCUCCAAAGCGGCAUCACCGAGACCCAAGAUAUCAGGCGUUUUCACGGGCCAGGGUGCCGAGCUGAUCAGGUCGUCUGCCUUCGUGGCUGAGAGGAUCGAUGACUUGGAGCAGUCGUUGGCGGCCCUUCCGCCCUCAGACCGGCCUCAAUGGAGUUUGAAGGCCGAAAUAAUGGCGAAUAGUAAUACGUCGCGCAUCGGCGAGGCUGCACUGUCACAACCCUUAUGCACUGCCAUUCAAGUCGUCCUUGUCGACCUACUGCAGUCGGCUGGUAUUAGUUUUUCUGCCGUUGUGGGACAUUCGUCUGGUGAAAUUGCUGCGGCCUAUGCCGCCGGGUUCUUCUCCGCCGACGACGCUGUACGCAUUGCCUACUAUCGUGGGUUGCAUGCACGACUGGCAGGGAAUGCGUCUACUGGCCAAAGCGGUGCGAUGGUUGUAGUGGGCACUUCGUGGGAAGAUGCACAGGAUCUCAUCAAUUUACGAACCUUCAAGGGCCGUUUGGCUGUUGCCGCUCACAACUCAGCAGCCAGUGUAACACUGUCCGGUGAUGCUGAUGCAGUCGCACACGCGAAGAGGAUGUUUGACGAUGAGAAGAAAUUUGCCAGGGCUCUCAGGUCUCGUGCUCGAGGUAGGCCCUCAUCCCCCGCCCUCAAGGGUCCAGCUACACAGAAUAUUGCCGACGUACGGCCAUCUGCCAUCCCCUACAACGAUGUCUUGAGCCGUGGGGCCCACGACGUCAACGCCUUCUCAGACGCCUUGGGGUUUGUUUGGACUCACCUUGGCGGCCAGCAUGUCGACUUUCAGAGUUACACAAAGCUUGUCAGUGACCAAGAGCGUCGACUAAAGCUCGUGGUCGGGUUGCCGUCGUACCAGUGGAAUCAUGCAAGACUACAUUGGAACGAAUCACGCAGGUCGAAGAGGCUUCGUGGACGCAAACAGGCUACGCAUGAGAUUUUGGGCACAAUCCUUCCUGAGUCCACCCCACAGGAUCUUCGAUGGUCCAACGUACUGAAAGUGUCCGAGGUGCCAUGGAUGGAGGGCCAUCAGCUUCAGGGCCAGACAGUUUUCCCAGCUGCGGGCUACAUCGCCAUGGCAUUGGAGGCAUCCAAGUUCCUAGCAGCUGACAAGCAGGUGAAGGUGUUUGAAGUGAACGAUCUGGCUAUUCCCAGAGCCGUCACAUUUGAGGAAGAGGAUACCUCUGGUGUUGAAACCCUGGUCACGCUGACGGACAUUCGGCAACACCAGAACCAGUAUGUCACGGCUAACUUCUCUUGCUACUCCCUCCCUAUUCUCAGCUCAGGGUCAGAGCAGGAGAUGGAUCUCAUAGCCACGGCCACUGUAAAAAUCGUUCUAGGCACCCCGAGAGUUGAGUCCUUGAUGGCACCCCAGGCAGAGGACUACAAUUUGUUCCCAAUUGAUGCCGAUCGCUUCUACUCGACCUUGGAGGGCCUCGGCUAUGGCUAUUCGGGCCCAUUCAAGACCUUUUCGUCUAUGCAGCGUCGGCUUGGCUAUGCUACCAGACAGGUGGCCACGUACGUCAGUUCGGGGGACGACACCUCACCCUAUGUUUUCCACCCGAGCACACUCGAUGUCGCUUUUCAUGCCGCCAUGCUUGCGUAUUCGAGCCCUGGCGACGAACGCCUAUGGUCUCUGCACGUUCCGACUGGAAUUCGAAGUGUCCGUGUUAACCCGGCCCUCUGUUCUUUGCUGCCGGCAUCGGGCACUCGUCUUCCCAUUCGUGCCUCUAUUGACGGGACGUCGACUUCAUUUUCGGGAUAUGUAGAUUUGUUGAGUGAGGACGGAGAGCACUCGGUAGUGCAGAUCGAAGAUCUCAGCAUCAAGACCUUCGCCCCGGCUACCGAGGCUGAUGAUCGGGUUCUCUUUACUCACACGAAGCUUGACAUUGCCGCCCCGGAUGGCGCCGCAGUCGCUGAAGGAGUACGUCCAACGUCACUGGGAAAGGAGCUGGCUCAUGCCUGCGAAAGGAUGGCGUACUAUUACGUUCGAAAAUGGGACUCGGAGCUAUCUGAGGACGAGUGGGCCAACGGGCAGCCACACUACAAGUACUUACACGACUGGGUGAAGCGUACCCUUGAUCUUGCCAAGAAAGGCCAGCACCCAACUCUGCAGAAGAAUUGGGCUAAUGACAGCGCUGAAGAGAUCUAUGCCCUUAUGGAUCAGUAUCCGGAGAAUCUAGAUGUGAAGAUGAUUCGCACAGUGGGAGAAAAGAUUCCGCCAGCAGUCCGUAAUGAGACGACCAUUCUGGAGCAUCUUUUGCAAGACAACAUGCUGGACGACUUUUAUAAGCUGGGCUCCGGGUUUCAGAGAUACAACCAGUUCUUGGCGUCGAUGAUGAAGCAGAUCACCCAUCGCUACCCUCACACUAAGAUUCUCGAAAUCGGCAAGUAUACCCCAUCCAUGUAUUUUGGUGCUGGUACCGGUGGAGCUACGAAAUAUGUGCUCAAAGCCAUGGGCGAUAAGAUGGUUUCGUAUACCUACACUGAUAUCUCGGUAGGAUUCUUCGCCAAGGCGGCUGAGAUCUUCAAGGCAUACAGCGACAAGAUGACAUUCAAGGUCCUUGAUGUGGAGAAAUCUCCAUCUGCUCAAGGAUACGAACAUCACUCAUAUGACAUUGUCAUUGCAUCCAACGUCCUCCACGCCACAGAGUCGCUUCACACAACGCUGGUCAACACACGCAAGUUGCUCAAGCCUGGUGGCUACUUGUUGCUUUUGGAGAUUACCAACAACAAAACCAUCCGCACCGGGCUCAUUUGGGGCACAUUUGCCGGCUGGUGGCUCGGCGUUGAGGAUGGGCACCGACCAUUAGUCCAGGCCAGUGGCAUUCGGCAUUGCGCAAGGCUGGCGUGGCCAUUUUCCAUUAUGGCAUCGCAAGCAGUCGAUGAUCGUGUGUCGUUCCUGCACCAGCCGCUCUCGUCCCUUUCGCCGCCCAUACACAAUGAAAGUCUAGUCAUCCUUGGAAACCAAAGCCUGCAAACAGCUCGCCUGGCAGAAGAGUUGGCUAAUAAUCUCAGGCGCUUCUGUGGCGAGCUAACAAUUCUCGACAGCCUACCCACCGACGAGGAAGCACUUGAUCUGGCGCCACAGAGUACUUUUAUCAAUCUGGUCGAUAUCGACUCGCCCAUCUUCAAAGACAUUACUAGUGAAGGGAUGGGAGGCCUGCAAGGCAUGUUUGAGCUGUCCAAGCACGUCUUGUGGAUUACGUCGGGCGCUCUGAUUGAACAGCCAUAUCACAUGUCGAGUAUCACCUUUAGCCGUGUCGUUCGUCGCGAGUCUGGUCACCUCGAUGUCUCUGACCUGCAGCAGUCUGAUGUGCCCAAAGCCAUUUCCAAGCACCUGCUGCAACUGGUUGCGCUGGACGAGUGGGAGACACCCAUCAUUGGAGCUGAUGGACAAGAAGACCAGCAGCGCAUACUUUGGUCCAAGGAGUCCGAGGCCUUUUUGGACAACGGAACUUUGCUGCUCCCAAGACUUGUCAACAAUGUUGAGCAAAAUGCCCGCCUCAUGGCCCUUAAUGUGCAGUCGGAUUCGUAUCUCUUCCUCGCCGUUUCCAAAGAGGAUACUACCGGCCGUCCAUUGAUUCUGCUUUCCACAACCAAUUCGGCGGCCAUGGCCCCAGUAGCAACGUUAGAAGUGCCCCUAGAUGCCAAAGCCUACGCCAAGAACCCAUCAGAGCCAAGCAGUCGCUUGCUUGUCACCGCUGCCAGUGAAAUCCUUGCCUCAUCGUUGCUCGACCGUCUGUCACCGGGAAGCAGCGUGCUUAUUCACUGCUCAGACAAGGACAGGUUCCUCACCGCGGCUUUGUCUCGCCGUGCAUCUCGCGCAGCUGUAAAAUUCGCCUUCACGUUUGAUGCGGACGAUAAAUCGGGCACGGAGGAGUCGGCUUGGGUAUCACUUAGCGGACGCGCAUCAAACUAUGGCAUAAGGAAGUCGAUGCCGAGUGUCAAACCUACUCACUUCCUGGACUUGACAGCUGCCGACAACCUUGGCACCAGCGCAACCUACCACACCACGAGCGCCGUGCACUGGCCUUCAACGGGUCUUGUCAAGGUGGGUGUGAGCUCGAUCGACAGCACCGGUCUCUUUUCAAGGGACAAGACCCAUCUCCUCGUAGGCCUUACCGGCAAGAUAGGGCAGUCCAUCGCCAAGUGGCUCGUUGCCAAUGGAGCUGCAUGUCAUGGAUCGAGAGCUUCCAGGGGACCGGUGGAGACGACACCCUUCGCGGUUGUGACGUCUGGUAUCCGUAACUUUUCCGAGGACGAGAACAUCAAAGGACCAUGGUUUACUAACCCCUUCUUCUCCCACUGCGUCAUCGACGCCAAGGUGGCCGAGCUGGAGUCUGACAGUUCAGACAAAAAGUCCAACAUCCCCGCAGCUCGACAGCCAGUCAAGGCAACGAGCCGAGAGCAAGCAUUAGACAUCCUCAAAGAAUGUUUUGCCACCAAGCUACGCGUGAUCCUGCAGCUGGGUAGUCAAGAUAUAGAUUACGAUGCGCCGCUCGUUGAUCUUGGCAUUGACUCCAUCGUUGCGGUCGAGGUCCGCUCGUGGUUUUUGAAAGAAGUCCGAGUGGACAUACCCGUGCUCAAGGUGGUCGGAGGGGCCCCAACCCGUAGCCCCGGAGCCCCGAAGCCCACGCCCCUCCCGGUGUCAUCCCUUGUUGUCGAUUUACACGGCCCCCCCUCUGAAGUCAGCGUCAGCCCCGCCGAGACACCUCUGCUCAGUGCUGGCCCGGCGAGCUCUUCGGCCACCGAGGCGUCGACCCGGUCCGGCUCUCCCUCGGAAGCCACGCGGCUGUCUCAGAAGGUCAGUUCCAAGCUCCAAUCCUAUUUCCCACGUCCCGAACCGGUAGCGGAGCGCAAGCGUCCUGCGAAACGGUUCAUCAAGAGCGUGCCCAUAUCGCUUGGGCAGUCGCGCUUCUGGUUCCUCCAGCAGUUAUUGGACGACCAGAGGACUCACAACGUGGCAUACUACUACCACAUCAAGGGCAACCUGGACGUGGGUGAUAUGGAGAGAGCCGUCCGCCUUGUCGCUUCUCGACACGAGGCUCUACGCACCUGUUUUGUACAAGACGAGACCGAUGCUUCCCAGGCUUACCAAAAGGUUCUCCCUAGUUCCCCAGUGCGCCUGAUCUGCAAGAAAAUAGACUCUGAAGAUGAUGUCGCUUCAGAGUACCAAAGCCUGCGGGCCCACGACCUUGACAUGGCGAGCGGCGAGCUGCUCAAGCUGGUUCUCCACACGCUCUCGCCGUCGUCGCAUUUCCUUCUAAUGUACCACCACCACAUCAUCAUGGAUGGCAUCGGUUUACAGGUUUUCCUUUCGGAUUUAGAAAAAGCAUACAAGGGCGAGUCUCUCGGGCCGGCCCCGAAGUGGUACCCAGAUUUCUCAAAGGCACAGCGCCAGGCCUUUGAGAAUGGCGAAAUGUAA